AUGGUUUACCAUUCGCCCUACUCAACACCAGAUGACACGCCACUGGCACCCACGGUGGUUGAUGCAUCAACGCCAUGGUCUGACGUCCUACUCGAAGAUUUGCGCACCACGAUCCAGUUUAAUCCUCCUACUCAGCUUAUUCGGAAGUACGGAUACGGUUCUCACAAGACGCGUUUGCGGAGUUGGGGCAAAGUGGUGUGGUUAUGUGUGUUCCUUGUCGCUGGGCUUUGGUGGGCGUUCCUGAGAAGACAAGACGGCCGAUAUCGUGACAACACGAAAAUGGUUCUUGACAUUCCGACCUUGGACAGGUUGCAGUUCAUAGAUGCCAGCCAUCCAUACAUUCGGGUAGACUCCUUCUCCAGCACUGCCAACUUGCAACCUCGAUUGACAAUAUUGCAGUUUGUCGGACGCUGGCUUGCGACUGCAGACGGAACGCAUAAAGAUGGCUCAUUUCCAGGUGUGUAUUUUGACUUCGCCGUCAACGGGAGCUCAACCGUGCUCAUUUCUCUCCACAACAGCGAACAACAGACUCAAUCCUCUGCAAAAGAAUCGACAAAUAUCUCCCCAACUUUGCCCUUUCUACCGUUGACCAAUACCACCCAUGCAGCACCGAUAUCGUUGCUUGUCAGAAUCGAUGAUGAUGAAUAUCUCAUAUUUCCCAAUGCCACUUCGCUGAUAUCGAUAUGUCGGGGAAAUUUGAAUCCGCCCUCACGUCACGAGAUUCGGAUCAUUGCUCCCAUGGUUGGAGGUGAUGCCGUUGAGACACUCCAGAUCAAGGGGAUCUGGAUAGACGAAGGGGGACAAUUGCUGCCAUUCCAAGAUGCUCCUACCGCCACGAACCAGUUUCCGCAGCAAGCGAAGAGCACAAUAAAGAGAAGAAUGCUAGAAAUAGUGACAGACUUGCCCGGAUUUAAUCCUAGCGGAGACAAACAGAAGACCUCUGGCAGUAGCCGUGGAAUUCUGGGAGGUGUAAUGGGAUGGGAGUAUCUGCUCGGAGAAAUGUUUGGCAGUGACCAUGUUACCAUUGGGAACGAUGGUAUGUGCCUCAUCCAGGACUGCCUUGGUGGAAGAGGAUCACCUGCUGGACUUGCAGAUGUGUUCUUUCAAAGCGGUCCUGCUGGCUCAGAGCAGUACACACAUCCUUGGUUCUUCCAGGACUACACUUCGGACGUCAUCGUUAUGAACAUCGGCACUUCUGACUGGGACUCAUUCCAGACGCAUACUCAGGAAUACAACAAAACAUUGUGGGAGCUCAGUGUUACUUUCGAAGAAACCUACAUCACGAUGAUACAGGCAAUUCGGGCUCUGGCAUAUCCCAAAUACUCGGCAGCAACAAUGGAUUCUUCGAGAUACAUUUAUUCGGCGCAGAAUGCAGCUGCAGGUGUCCCUAUCUUUAUCAUGAGACCAUUCCGAGGACAGCUCGAACAAGCAACUCACGCGGUGGUAGACCGAUUACGAACGGACGGCGAUAAAAAUGUGUUUUGGCUCGAUACCUCGGGGUGGUUGAACACCGAGGUGGACUUCGAUGGCCGGCCGGAAGAUCAACAUUUCUUCCUUGAUGAGGAGAGUUCAAAUAAACAAUGGCGUCUGACAGAACGAGGUCACCAAAGAGUGGCAAUUUUGCUUCAUAACCAUGUCUGCAGAUAUCUUGCUCGAGAGGUUGACAAAUGUGCUUUUCUACCACCUGAGAUAUAUCUCGGUAAGGCGCUCGAUCAUGAUGCGAUAAGGCUCAAUGACUUUUUGGAGGAUGAGAAGGAGAAGAAGCUGAAGAAGCUCUUCUGGAUUUGA
This is a messenger RNA of Cadophora gregata, 1788 nucleotides long. RefSeq lists its product as uncharacterized. NCBI's taxonomy places the organism in Eukaryota, Fungi, Ascomycota, Leotiomycetes, Helotiales, Ploettnerulaceae. The coding region runs from base 1 to 1788 and encodes 595 amino acids. The transcript has 5 exons. The record is from RefSeq and is a predicted model, not a curated record.